AUGUUCCUUCCCCAUCAACAACAGUCGCUCAGGCAGCCGCGCGAGGACAAAGCUUUGACACUUCUGAGCUUCCGAUCCUACUUCGACAUCAACCUCGACUCCACCCCGCGACACGCCACGCUCAUCAAGACACGCACCCAUGCGACGUACGCAAUGACGAAGAGGUAUCGCACCGUGCAGAGCCAAGCGCUUAUUAACAUCAGCCAGGGCUACGAAACUGAGGAAGACCUUGACCACCUGACCCCGGAGAGCAAGACGCGCCAAUCCGCGUUGAAGUCAUCGGUGCGAAACACCAGCAACGAGACUGCAUCAACUGCGUCCCAAACGAGCAUCAUGCCCGAAGCCAAGCAGAGCACCGGCAAGCUCAAGAAGCCGGAACGCGCGCUUGCCCUUCUGAAAGCAAAGCAAGUCCAACAGACGCCGACUCCAGCAGUCCAAGGGAAGUCAGCGCCUGAGCCCGAAGUGGACCAAGAGACUGCGACUGCACCUGCACUUGAGCAGACUCCAUCCCCUAAACCGGCUUCGAGGCCAGCGCCGAAGACGGAAAAGACGACGGCAACUGCGAAGUCGGCAGAAGCUUCAAAGUCAGUCGCGAGAUCCAUCAAGGCCGAGAAGCAGGAGACUACUAAGGCUGUUGCCAAGCGCAAGCGAGGCAGUAAAGCCGCGCCUGACGACAGCGAUGAGUACCAUCCAGCUCGCGCGAAAAAGAAAACUCGAGUGCAGACAGCCGCUCCGAAGGCCAAAACUCAGCCCGCUCCACCAAAAUCAUCCGCAGAGCCUGUCGCGAAAGAAGCAGCUCUUACUAAAAACCAAAGCCAAGUCAUAGAACUCUCUGAAAAUGACAAGUCCAGCUCUUGGGACGGUUCUCCGGAGAGGGUCCAGGGGCCACCGCCUCAAACACCAGCUGCCAUAAGAUCGAGCCCCCCGGCGCCCGAAACGAGAAUUCCGACCAAGACGACACUCAUUGCAUUCGAUAAGUCGGGGCCUCGCAACCAGGGCAUGAAGCGGAUGCCCGGGUCUGCAGCACCAAGCAGUCGGAAGGUCCGCGAUUCCACUCGCCGCAAGGGUCCGUCGUCUGCCGCUAAAAGCAUGUGCACUACUUACUCACGACCACGAGCACCGUCGAGUAACGUUGCUGAAAGCGUCGGCCAAGCACUCAACGAUUUCGCUUCCACAAGCAAGCCUGCUGUUCCAGGGCAAACAGCAUUCAAGCAAGAAGCUUCGAAACCUGCGGUGUCGAGAUUUGAAGCCACACAGUCUGCAGCGGCGGGACAAGAAGUUUACAACACGGCGCCUACGGCCGCACGAGGGGAGGCCAAGUCAGCUUCGCAUCCCGCGGUGUCGAGACUUGAACCUCCACAGCCUUCACCGCCGAAGCCAGCAGUACUGAAGCCGGCGACCACGGCGCCACGAGAAGAUAUCAAGCCAGCUUCACAUCCUGCUUCAGAGUCCGCAGGACCCAAACAUGACGAGGACGACUUCGUUAACAUCAACGAAGGAUCUGAGCCGGAACCAUCUCUCGAGCCAGCUCCCAAGCGUCAGAAGCGAACCCUUCAGAAGUCGCCCAAUGUCAUCAACCCGAAGUCACACUCGACCGAACAGGGCGCAGCACUUGAGCCAGACCAUGACUGCGCAAUAACGAUGGACGAAGAUCCCGUGCCGAGUCAAGAUCUGAAAGCUGCGUUUGAUCCAGCUCCUCAGGCUGCCAAGCGCACAAUCGGCAAGGCUCCGACAGCCUUUGAGCAAGUGCUUCAAUCAUCGCGGGGCGAAGAUGCUACCUCAAGCAAGAAUGUCGUCCCUACAAAGGCUGCACCUGCCUUGGCGAAGUGUGAAAAGCUGUCCGUUGCGCACGAGAUGGCAGGAACUCCUUUGACCUCAGGGCCCUCUCAGAAGCGCAAAUUCUCGACCACUUUCGCUGUGCCCGAGCAGAUAGGAGAGCACAAGAACGGUCUCAAAAGACGCAGCCAGCAGCUGUCUCAAGGCUCGCAGACUGUGGACAUCAACGGCAGUCCAGUGCCGCCAGAGUUGGAGGUCGACGAGCAGUCCACUGUACUUGAAACCUUCUCAAAGGAUCAGUCAGCUCCGCUGUCUUCGGACCACUCGCCGCCUUUAUGGCAGCCCGUAUUCAACGCCAACAAGAAGCCGAAGCCGGCUUCCCCGGAAGAGGAAAGCAAGGUCAUAUCAAGAUUCACGCUCACCCAGGACUCUUCGCCUCGCCUGACAGCAGGAAUGGACGAACAGCUCAAGAGUGUUCAAGAGUGUGCCAGAUUGGCCCAAAGUCAGACACGGGACAUGGAGUUCGCUGGAAGAAUCGACGGCUCUCGAGGCACAAGUGAGGAAGAGGAAGAGGAAGAGGAAGAGGAUGGGGAGUGGGGCGAGGAUCCGGACAAAACGCUUGUCAACGACGAUGACGAAGAAGCUGCAGCGGCGCCUGCACGAUACUUGGAAGAAACGUCCAAAUCUUCCCCGAAGAAAACCGCGCCAGCCUUCUCCGAGCCUCUCUCCGAUGAUCUGAUGGCGUGGUGCACGACCCUCAAACCUCAUCAACUCAAUCUCUUCGAAGAGCUCGUGAAAGUGGUUCACCACGUCGUGGACUUCGCUGCCGAGCUUGAGAAUAGUAAUCUGCGUAUAUUGGAGAGCCAGCACAAGCAAGGUCUGAUCAAGCUCGAGCAGAGGGAGCUUGCACGUGCGAAGAAGCACACCGCACUGAGACAGAAGCUGCACCAGGCAAGAAAGCAGCGAAAGAGGGAACUGAAGGCUGCCGAAGAUAACAUCAGAAAGGCUGUUGCCAGCCACGAGGAGGCCGUGCGGAAGCGUGAGGCUCAGACUGCAGCACGCGAGAAGGAACAUGAGCGCAUUGAACGUGUACUGGAGAGUUAUGAAUGA
This is a messenger RNA of Lecanosticta acicola, 2886 nucleotides long. NCBI's taxonomy places the organism in Eukaryota, Fungi, Ascomycota, Dothideomycetes, Mycosphaerellales, Mycosphaerellaceae. The record is from the annotation of a GenBank genome assembly.